AUGUGCCACAGUGUAUGGAUGCGAUGUAUCGGACGACUCAAGCUCAACGACGACCACUUCCACCACUUCAGGAUACCCCUACUCUUAAAUGACUGGGACGUGGUUGCUGAGCUCUAUGAUGCUGUCAAGGGAGAGGAAAGGUCGGUCAACGUGGUCCAUGACAACGCUGGCCAAGUAGGCCUCUCUAGUUCCCGAUUCAGAUACUUCGAUGCCUCCGAAACCAACAUCUACGUAACUGGACUCGCUGGUUGCACAUCCAUUCUGGUGGUAUCUCGGCUAGGGGCAUAUAUCUCUCAUCUGUGGGAGCCGUCUUUCACAGAACCCGGGGGUCCACCGAACUUCCAAGCAGAUGUGAUCGAUUACCUAAACAACGGCCGAGCUGGUGGAGAAGCCGAUACUGAGCCUCUUGGCGCUCUUGUUCAGGGUGGCGUAUUCGGUGACACAGCAACCACAAAGAUCUUCAUCAUGACGCCGGCGACAUAUAGCCUCGACCUGGACGCGAGCACUUCUGGAAUGAGCGCCAGCCUUACGAAUGGAGAUAACCAGCCUCUUUUCGACGGCGCCACACCAGAAGUCCCGACAGACAGACUCACCCCGAUCAGGACGACAUUGGCACAAUUAAUGCCUGGCGUCCCAAUUUCUCAGUUUACAUACAGGAGACAGACCCUCAACAAUCAGUUGGAGACCGGGGCCUAUGGCAAGGCGAUGAUCCUUUACAGCAACUACCAGAAAGAGGAUCCAGAUACGUUUGAAAAUUUGGAUCCAGCUAUAGAUUGCGGACUGAGACAGAAAGCAAUUUGGCAAUGCUGGAUCCAGGGAAAGUUGAUGGGCAGUGACCUUUGGGAUGCCUUACCAGGCUUCGAGCAGAGCCAGGGUGCCGCAAGCAACGAUAGAUUCCUUCGAAACCGGAACAUGUCAGGCAUUCUAUUGGAUCGGUGUCGCUAA
Messenger RNA from Pseudocercospora fijiensis CIRAD86, 945 nucleotides. RefSeq lists its product as uncharacterized. The coding region runs from base 1 to 945 and encodes 314 amino acids. The transcript has 6 exons. NCBI's taxonomy places the organism in Eukaryota, Fungi, Ascomycota, Dothideomycetes, Mycosphaerellales, Mycosphaerellaceae. The record is from RefSeq and is a predicted model, not a curated record.